CCGACGGCUCGCGCUCAGGGCCCGGCGCGCCGGGUGAGCCGCGCGGCCGGAGGGGCCCCGCCUUCUCGGCACGGGCGUGGGGGUCAGCUGGGCAGCCGGCGGGGCGUGCAAACUUUGCCCCCCGCGUCUGCGGGAGCACAGGAGCCGGCGUGCGGCUUCAAGAUCGAGUAGGAGACAGACAGAGUGAUUCUCCCAAAUCCAUCUGCUCCAGCCGACAUUCUCAUUGGGAAUGGACCAUGGAAUGUUCUCUAGCUUUAUCAUGACCAAGAACCUCCUUCUCUUCUGUGUUUCCAUGAACUUAGCCAGUCAUUUUGGCUCCUCGCAAGUGCCAGCUGGCUCGGUGAGUGAUGAGACUAAUGACAACAUCACCGUCUUCACACGGAUCCUGGACGGUCUCCUGGAUGGCUACGACAGCAGACUGCGCCCGGGGCUCCGAGGAGAGGCGCCAGGGCUCCAAGAAAUCACCCAGGUGAGGACGGACAUCUACGUCACCAGCUUCGGGCCCGUGUCGGAUACAGAGAUGGAAUACACCAUCGACGUGUUCUUCCGGCAAAGCUGGAAGGACGAGCGGCUGCGCUUCAAGGGCCCCAUGCAGCGGCUGCCGCUCAACAACCUGCUGGCCAGCAAGAUCUGGACCCCCGACACCUUCUUCCACAACGGCAAGAAGUCCAUCGCACAUAACAUGACAACGCCCAACAAGCUGCUGCGGCUGGAGGAUGACGGCACGCUGCUCUACACCAUGCGCCUGACCAUCUCUGCGGAGUGCCCGAUGCAGCUGGAAGAUUUUCCCAUGGAUGCCCACGCCUGCCCCCUGAAAUUCGGCAGCUAUGCGUACCCUAACUCUGAGGUCGUCUAUGUGUGGACCAAUGGCACCACCAAGUCGGUGGUGGUGGCGGAAGACGGCUCCAGGCUGAACCAGUACCACCUGAUGGGGCACACGGUGGGCACGGAGAAUAUCAGCACCAGCACAGGCGAGUACACCAUCAUGACGGCACACUUCCACCUGAAGAGGAAGAUCGGGUACUUUGUCAUCCAGACCUACCUGCCCUGUAUCAUGACUGUCAUCCUGUCCCAGGUGUCCUUUUGGUUGAACCGAGAGUCCGUUCCAGCCAGGACCGUGUUUGGGGUUACCACAGUGCUGACCAUGACCACCCUCAGCAUCAGUGCCCGCAACUCCCUGCCCAAGGUGGCAUAUGCCACCGCUAUGGACUGGUUCAUCGCCGUGUGCUAUGCCUUCGUCUUCUCUGCGCUGAUUGAAUUUGCCACCGUCAACUACUUCACCAAAAGAGGCUGGGCCUGGGACGGCAAGAAAGCCCAGGAAGCAGCCAAGAAUAAGAAAAAGGAGCGGGAACGUCUACUGAAUACAACCACCAACGCUUAUAACACUGCGAGGUUGCCCCUCCCGCCCAACAUUCCCAGGGAUCAGGUCUCUGCCGACGCAUCCUUGGCCCCAGGGAAAGCCCCAGAAGAGAAGGCUGCAGAAAACAAAAAGACUUACAAUAGCAUCAGCAAGAUCGAUAAGAUGUCCCGUAUUGUGUUUCCAGUUUUGUUCGGCACUUUCAACUUGGUCUACUGGGCCACCUAUCUGAAUAGGGAGCCCGUGAUCAAGGGAGCUGGUUCACCAAAAUAACUCAGAGAGUCACCCUCCAGUCAGAAGGUGCCCAGGCCACAGGGACCCCGGGACCUUCUCUACAUGGGCACUCUCUUUCAGGAAUUUUUUGCAUGUUCCAUAAUGUGUACCAAUAAUAUUGCCUUGAUGUUUCUAUAUAUAUAAGUGUCAGAAGUUUCAAAGAGGUUGUCUUGAUUCAAAAGGGUGGGGGUGGAGAGCAGAAAUCUUUCUAGAACAUGGCGAGAAAUAGCAGCUCCCAGCCUUGGAUGCCCAAGAUCUAUCUCACAGCGAUCGUUUACAAACCCUAUAAGUCUAUUUUUAACAGUUCCAAGGGUUAUUUAACAACGUUUUUUAUACUUCCAAUGUCAUUUCAUACAAAUUUUCCCAGUGAAGAAAUAUUUUACAAAAUGCUCUGUGAUGACGUGUCGGUCAGCCCUCGGCAGUGACCAAGAACACAUGUCUCAGUCACCAAAGGCAAAUCGUCAGCAGUGAACAACAAAAUGAAUUUCUUGGAGAAUCCUUCCUGUUCUACAGUCAGAAGACAAUUGCAUGAUCUCACAUUAAGAAAUAGCAUAGCGGGGCUGGAGCGAUAGUACAGCGGGUUGGGCAGCGUCUGCCUUGCACGUGGCCGACCCGGGUUCAAUCCCCGGUAUCCCAUAGGGUCCCCCAAGCACCACCAGAAGUAAUUCCUGAGUGCGGAGCCAGGAGUAAUCCCUGAGUGUUGCUGGGUGUGACCAAAAGAAGCAAACUAAUAAUAAUAAUAAUAUAGCAAAUAUUUAAGCAGACAAAUUCAAUGACAGAAAUAAUAGGGUAUGCUAGAUUCACACUUAAAAUCUUUCCCCCGUGGAAAAAUUUAACUGCAUAAAAAUUCUUUUUGAUUUUUUUGUAAGAGGAAAUCAUUUCUUCCCAACCCCAUUCCCCUUCACUAAGCAAAUAAUGACCAAAAUAGACAAGAAGCAGCUAAACCAAGACCCGUGAGGCACCUGUGGUGGUCGGCCCUUGUUACCUGUGGAGUACCACAGCUCCCCCCGUGCCGGGGCAACUGCGCUUCAGUGGUAAGAAGUGAUGGUCAAUUGUUCUUCAUUUGAUUUCAUGUACGCUUUUAUGGUUGAACUAUUGCUCUGUUCGCUUUUGUAUAUGAAUCUUAAAUGUUCAUUAAAAAGUGAAAAACAAGCUGA
Messenger RNA from Sorex araneus (European shrew), 2787 nucleotides. RefSeq names its product gamma-aminobutyric acid type A receptor subunit alpha5 (gene GABRA5). Gene Ontology annotation, biological process: synaptic transmission, GABAergic; nervous system process; gamma-aminobutyric acid signaling pathway. Gene Ontology annotation, molecular function: benzodiazepine receptor activity; inhibitory extracellular ligand-gated monoatomic ion channel activity; GABA-gated chloride ion channel activity. Gene Ontology annotation, cellular component: postsynapse; dendrite membrane; neuron projection. Bases 230 to 1630 code for a protein of 466 amino acids. Lineage: Eukaryota; Metazoa; Chordata; Mammalia; Eulipotyphla; Soricidae. The record is from RefSeq and is a predicted model, not a curated record. The transcript is spliced from 10 exons.